Ananas comosus (pineapple) is the source of this 987-nucleotide messenger RNA. Its product is annotated as acyl-acyl carrier protein thioesterase ATL3, chloroplastic-like. Lineage: Eukaryota; Viridiplantae; Streptophyta; Magnoliopsida; Poales; Bromeliaceae. Bases 62 to 733 code for a protein of 223 amino acids. Gene Ontology annotation, molecular function: fatty acyl-[ACP] hydrolase activity. The record is from RefSeq and is a predicted model, not a curated record. Gene Ontology annotation, cellular component: chloroplast. The transcript has 5 exons.
GCUCCUUUGAUAGAAAUUGUAAUUGAAGCUCUCACUCUCACCGAACCAAACUACCCCUAUAAUGUCCACCUUACGCUGCCUCGUUUCCACCGCCGCCACCGUUCCCCUCACUCCGCCGUCGGCCGGCGCCGGCGCCCGCCGCGGCGGAGCAGCGCUCCCGCUUUCCCGCGACGCCGCCGCCGGAGCCCGAGAUCCCAUCUCUUCCGUCCGAAAACCCUGCCCCCUCCGCCGCCGCGGUGCCGCCGCCGCCGUCGCCGCCGCAUCGUCGGAGAGCGCACACCAUCCUCCCCAUUCCGACGUCGGCGUAAGGGAGGAUAAGUUCUUUGAAGUGGAGCUUAAAGUCCGAGACUAUGAACUUGACCAGUAUGGAGUUGUUAACAAUGCAGUCUACGCUAGCUAUUGUCAGCAUGGUCGUCAUGAGUUACUUGAACAUGUUGGACUCAACGCUGAUGCGGUAGCUCGAAGCGGAGACUCAUUGGCACUUUCAGAGUUGCACCUAAAAUUUUAUGCACCUUUGAGAAGUGGUGAUAGGUUCGUUGUGAAGGUGAGGGUUGCUGGCAUCUCAGGGGUGCGUAUAUUUAUCGAGCACUUCAUUUAUAGGCUUCCGGAUAAAGCGCUUAUUUUGGAAGCUACAGGCACAGUGGUUUGCCUCAACAAGAGUUAUCGGCCCACUCGAAUACCGUCAGAGUUUUCAUCGAAACUAUUGCAGUUUUUCUCAUCUGAGGAUUCAUAGUGAUAUUUUUUCUGUUUCCAAUUAAAUGGAUAAAGCUUGUAAAAUUUUUGGAAUUUCUAUUUAGAUAACUUCAUGGAUUGUUUUCAAUUUUUUUCUCCAACUGUUGUUGAGGAGUUUUUAUAUUGGUUUGUAACCAUGUUGUAAUUCAUAGAGCGGUUACUUUGAAUGUUCAGAGACAAAUAGCGAUCAGGUUCAAUAAAUCUCUUUGUCAACGCGAUAAUCAACUCUAUUAAUGACAUUAUUCUUUUUCAUUA